Messenger RNA from Rhinichthys klamathensis goyatoka, 8657 nucleotides. RefSeq names its product sodium channel, voltage gated, type VIII, alpha subunit a (gene scn8aa). The record is from RefSeq and is a predicted model, not a curated record. Gene Ontology annotation, biological process: membrane depolarization during action potential; neuronal action potential; sodium ion transmembrane transport. Gene Ontology annotation, cellular component: voltage-gated sodium channel complex; plasma membrane; axon. The coding region runs from base 318 to 6194 and encodes 1958 amino acids. The transcript is spliced from 27 exons. Lineage: Eukaryota; Metazoa; Chordata; Actinopteri; Cypriniformes; Leuciscidae. Gene Ontology annotation, molecular function: voltage-gated sodium channel activity.
UGAAACGCCUCAUUCGAACAAGGACCUAACUGGGAUUCAAUGAAACAGAACUGAAAUUAACGCCUUUUAUUGUGGAACUGGUGGUAACGUUACCUAUUGGCCGACACUCCCUUACUGCUGGGAGUCAUCAAUAUGCAGGGUAACGGUGCACACUGAAGGAAGGUAGCACCAACAAUAUGGCGACAUCCGCAAUUUCUUCCGAAUUUAUUCGACAUCUGCAGUGCAGUGAGGAUUUUUUGGAUACCCGCUAACGUAAUCAUUAAUUAGCUGCCGUGGAGGGUACAUAACAGGAGAAGAAGUUGCUGCAGGAUGAAAACAUGGCUGCACCCCUUAUUGCACCGCCAGGACCUGACAGCUUCAAAUACUUUACCAGGGAAUCUCUGUGUGAAAUCGAGAAGCGCAUUGAGGAGGAGAAAGCCAAGCCGCCUCCUAAGCCAGACACCAGCUACCGCGACGAUGACGACGAGAACAAGCCCAAGCCUAACAGUGACCUGGAGACGGGCAAGAGUCUGCCCUUCAUCUACGGGGACAUCCCUCCUGGCAUGGUGGCAACACCACUGGAAGAUUUAGAUCCCUUCUAUGCUAAUAAGAAAACAUUUAUAGUCCUUAAUAGAGGGAAAACAAUCUUCCGCUUUAGUGCCACACCUGCCUUGUACAUGAUAAGCCCUUUUAAUCUUGCUAGGCGAAUAGCGAUUAAAAUUUUGAUACAUUCAGUCUUCAGCAUGUUCAUUAUGUGUACGAUUUUGACCAACUGUGUGUUCAUGACUUUUAGUAAUCCUCCCGAGUGGUCCAAACAAGUAGAGUAUACCUUCACUGGAAUUUAUACAUUUGAAUCGCUUACAAAAAUCAUUGCCCGUGGAUUCUGUAUAGAUGGCUUCACAUUCCUUAGAGAUCCAUGGAACUGGCUGGAUUUCAUGGUCAUCUCAAUGGCAUAUGUAACAGAGUUUGUGGACCUGGGGAAUGUAUCUGCGCUGAGAACAUUCAGGGUUCUCCGAGCAUUGAAAACUAUCUCUGUCAUUCCAGGUCUGAAGACCAUCGUUGGCGCUUUGAUCCAGUCUGUGAAGAAGCUGUCAGAUGUGAUGAUCCUCACCGUGUUCUGCCUCAGUGUCUUUGCCCUCAUUGGUCUGCAGCUCUUCAUGGGAAAUCUGCGGCAAAAGUGUGUCAUCUGGCCCAUUAACAUCACAGACAUGUUCCCCGAUACCAAUGGCAGCAAUGCAUUCAACUGGGAUGUCUACAUCAUGAAUGAGAAAAAUUUCUACUUCCUGCCAGACCAGUUGGAUGCUCUUCUAUGUGGAAACAGCUCUGAUUCAGGUCGCUGUCCUGAAGGCUACACAUGUAUGAAGGCUGGUCGCAAUCCAAAUUAUGACUACACCAGCUUUGACAGUUUUGGCUGGGCUUUCCUGGCUCUCUUCCGCCUCAUGACGCAGGACUUUUGGGAGAACUUGUACCAGCUGACCCUGAGAGCAGCGGGGAAGACCUACAUGAUUUUCUUUGUGCUGGUAAUCUUUGUUGGCUCGUUCUACCUUGUGAAUCUGAUCCUGGCUGUGGUGGCUAUGGCAUAUGAGGAACAGAACCAGGCCACUAUGGAAGAGGCGGAGCAAAAGGAGGCGGAGUUUAAAGCCAUGCUGGAAGCGCUGAGGAAACAUCAGGAGGACGUGCAGGCUAAUGCUAUGGCAACGUCGGCGGGGACGGUGUCUGAGGACGUGGUGGAUGAUGAUGGUGAAGGAGGAGGGAACUUGUCCUGCAGCUCAUCUGAGAUGUCUAAACUCAGUUCCAAGAGUGCCAAAGAGCGACGCAACCGCAAGAAGAAGUGGCGGCAGAAAGAGCAGGACAAGGAGAAAGGGGACAGUGAGAAGUUUGUCAAAUCCGAAUCAGAUGAUGGAAGCAGGAGGAGCAGAUUCCGGUUCCCUGACAACCGUUUAGGGCGUAGGAGUUCCAUAAUGAACCAGUCUCUGCUCAGUAUCCCAGGCUCACCAUUCCCUUCAAGACGCAACAGUAAGAGCAGCAUCUUCAGCCGCUGUAAGGACGGAGGCUCAGAGAAUGAGUUUGCAGAUGAUGAGCACAGCACGGUUGAGGAGUACGACGAGAGGCGCGAUUCAUUCUUAAGCCCGCAACGUCGCAACAGCUACACGGGUUACUACGGCAAGCGCAACAGCACUGUGGAUUGCAAUGGAGUGGUCUCUCUCAUCGGGCCGGGGCCUGGCGGACGCCUACUGCCUGAGGUGAUAAUAGAUAAGGCAGCCACUGAUGACAGCCCAAAUUCUGAUCUUGAAAUCAAGAAGAAACUCUCAGGCUCUCUAAUGGUUUCCAUAGAGCAGCUUAACACAUCGUUUGGGCGCAAGGAACGAGCCAACAGUGUGAUGAGUGCGUUAACCAACACAUUGGUUGAGGAACUGGAAGAGUCUCAGAGGAAUUGUCCACCAUGCUGGUACAAAUUCGCCAACACAUUUCUUAUCUGGGAGUGUGGCCCCGUUUGGAUGAGGAUUAAAGAGAUUGUGAACCUGAUUGUGAUGGACCCUUUUGUGGACUUGGCUAUCACCAUUUGUAUUGUGCUGAAUACUCUCUUUAUGGCCAUGGAGCAUUACCCUAUGACGCCGCAAUUUGAGCAUGUUCUGAGUGUCGGAAACCUGGUGUUUACUGGUAUCUUCACUGCCGAAAUGUUUGCCAAACUGGUUGCAAUGGACCCAUACUACUACUUCCAAGAGGGCUGGAAUAUAUUCGAUGGCUUCAUUGUGAGCUUGAGUUUGAUGGAGUUGGGCUUGGCCGAUGUGGAAGGUCUUUCUGUGCUGAGAUCCUUCCGAUUGCUGAGAGUGUUUAAGCUGGCUAAGUCAUGGCCCACCCUCAACAUGCUGAUAAAGAUCAUUGGUAACUCAGUCGGAGCUUUGGGGAACCUGACCCUGGUGUUGGCCAUCAUCGUCUUCAUCUUCGCCGUGGUGGGCAUGCAGCUGUUUGGGAAGAGCUACAAGGACUGUGUGUGUAAGAUCUCUCAGGAUUGUGAGCUUCCCCGCUGGCACAUGAAUGACUUCUUUCACUCUUUCCUAAUUGUGUUCCGGGUGUUAUGUGGAGAGUGGAUCGAGACCAUGUGGGACUGUAUGGAGGUGGCUGGACAAGCCAUGUGUCUCAUUGUCUUCAUGAUGGUCAUGGUCAUAGGGAAUCUGGUGGUCUUGAAUCUGUUCCUUGCCUUGCUGCUGAGCUCGUUCAGCGCAGACAACUUGGCAGCUUCUGAUGACGACGGUGAGAUGAACAACCUGCAGAUUGCAGUUAUCCGCAUUAAGAAGGGAAUUGCCUGGGGGAAGAUCAAAGUUCGAGAACUGGUCAACAUCAUCCUCAGGAGGAAGGUCACCGAUGAGGCCAAGCCUCUGGAUGACAUGUACGACAGGAAGCUGAACUGCAUCGCCAAUCACACGGGUGUGGACAUCAGUCGUGACAUGGAUUAUCAGAAAAAUGGCAACGGAACCACCAGUGGUAUCGGCAGUAGUGUGGGCAAGUACAUGAUUGAUGAUGACCACAUGUCCUUCAUCCACAACCCCAAUCUGACGGUAUGUGUGCCUAUCGCUGUGGGAGAGUCUGACUUUGAGAAUCUCAACACUGAAGAUUUCAGCAGCGAGUCUGAGGCAGAGGGCAGCAAAGAAUUGGAUGACAUCAGCUCAUCAGAGGGCAGCACCAUAGAUAUUAAACCAGAGGUAGAGGAAGCGGUGGUGGUGGAGGCGGUAGAGGAAUACGUUGACCCAGAAGCUUGCUGGACCGAAGCUUGUGUGGCCCGAUACAAGUGUUGUGAUGUACCCAUCACGGAGGGCUGGGGUAAGAAUUGGUGGUUCCUCCGGAAGACCUGCUAUCUCAUUGUGGAGCACAACUGGUUUGAAACCCUCAUCAUCUUUAUGAUCCUCCUCAGUAGUGGAGCAUUGGCUUUUGAGGAUGUGUACAUUGAACAGAGGAAGACUAUUCGUAUCAUUCUGGAGUAUGCUGACAAGGUCUUUACCUACAUCUUCAUAUUGGAGAUGUUGUUAAAGUGGGUAGCCUACGGUUUUGUCAAGUACUUCACCAACGCUUGGUGCUGGCUGGACUUCUUCAUUGUUGACGUGUCUAUAGUCAGCCUUAUAGCUAAUGCGCUGGGCUACUCCGAUCUAGGGCCCAUUAAAUCACUCAGGACACUAAGGGCCCUGAGACCCCUCAGAGCAUUGUCACGUUUUGAAGGGAUGAGGGUGGUAGUCAACGCCUUGGUGGGUGCCAUCCCUUCCAUUAUGAAUGUGUUGCUGGUUUGCCUCAUCUUUUGGCUGAUUUUCAGUAUCAUGGGUGUCAACCUGUUUGCGGGGAAGUACUACUACUGCUACAACCAGACGGAAAAGGCAUACUUCGAUAUCGAAACGGUCAACAACAAAUCAGAUUGCCUAUAUUUGAUGCAACAGAACUUCACUGAGGUGCGCUGGAAGAACGUCAAAAUCAACUUUGACAAUGUGGGCGCUGGUUACUUAGCUCUGCUACAAGUGGCAACCUUUAAAGGAUGGAUGGACAUCAUGUACGCAGCAGUUGACUCUCGAAAGGUGGGAGACCAGCCGAAGUAUGAGGACAACAUCUACAUGUACAUCUAUUUUGUCAUCUUUAUUAUAUUCGGCUCUUUCUUCACCCUCAACCUCUUCAUUGGUGUCAUCAUCGAUAACUUCAACCAGCAAAAGAAAAAGUUUGGAGGUCAGGAUAUAUUCAUGACCGAGGAACAGAAGAAGUACUACAAUGCUAUGAAGAAGCUUGGCUCAAAGAAACCACAGAAACCCAUACCCAGACCCCAGAACAAGCUUCAGGGGAUGGUGUUUGACUUUGUGACACAGCAGGUCUUUGAUAUUUCCAUCAUGAUCCUCAUCUGUUUGAAUAUGGUCACCAUGAUGGUUGAGACUGAUGAUCAGUCACAAGAGACCGAAAACAUUUUGUACUGGGUUAACUUCAUCUUCAUUGUGUCCUUCACCUCUGAAUUUGUCCUGAAGCUCUUUGCACUGCGUCAUUAUUACUUCACCAACGGCUGGAACAUAUUUGACUGUGUUGUGGUCAUUCUCUCUAUCGUGGGUAUGUUCUUGGCUGACCUGAUUGAGAAGUACUUUGUGUCUCCAACAUUGUUCAGGGUAAUCCGUCUGGCUCGAAUUGGGCGUAUCUUGCGUCUGAUCAAAGGAGCAAAGGGCAUUCGGACUUUACUGUUUGCCCUGAUGAUGUCACUGCCGGCCCUGUUCAAUAUCGGCCUUCUGCUGUUCUUGGUCAUGUUCAUCUUUUCUAUUUUUGGCAUGUCAAACUUUGCCUAUGUGAAGCGGGAGGCUGGCAUAGAUGACAUGUAUAACUUUGAAACAUUUGGGAAUAGUAUGAUCUGUCUGUUCAUGAUAACCACCUCAGCGGGAUGGGACGGCCUUCUCGCUCCCAUUCUCAAUUACCCACCGGAUUGCGAUCCGAAGAAGGAGAAUCCAGGUACUACGGUGAAAGGUAACUGCGGAAACCCUUCAGUGGGCAUCUUUUUCUUCGUCAUGUACAUUAUUGUCUCGUUUCUCAUCGUGGUAAACAUGUACAUCGCCAUCAUUCUGGAGAACUUCAGCGUCGCCACAGAGGAGAGCGCUGACCCACUUUGUGAGGACGACUUUGAGUCCUUCUAUGAGAUUUGGGAAAAGUUUGACCCCACUGCUUCCCAGUUCAUUACCUUUGCCAAGCUGGGUGAUUUCGCUGACACUCUGGAGCACCCGCUGCGCGUUCCCAAGCCCAACACUAUAGAGUUGAUCGCCAUGGAUCUGCCUAUGGUUAGCGGCGACCGCAUUCACUGCCUAGACAUCUUGUUUGCCUUCACCAAGCGUGUGCUGGGGGAUAGCGGCGACCUGGACAUGAUGCGGCAACAGAUGGAGGAGCGAUUCAUUGCUGCCAAUCCUUCCAAAGUGUCUUUUGAGCCUAUCACCACCACUAUGCGCCGCAAGCAGGAGCAUAUGUCUGCCUCAGUCAUCCAGCGCUCUUACCGGGCAUAUCUUAUUCGGAGAGGCUUCAUCUGCAAGCGCUUGCUCGGCAGCAGCAGGCUGGAGAACGGCGGGACCAAUCGGGAAAAGAAAGAGAGCACACCUUCUACUGCCUCGCUGCCGUCCUACGACAGCGUGACCAAACCUGAGAAGGAGAAGUUGGAGGAGAGUGACAGAAAGGGCAAAAACCAAAAAGAUGUCAAGGAAUCUAAGUGUUAGGAACGAUGGAGACCGAACUCCGGAGUCGAGACUGAAACUAUCUGUUCUAACAAAUGUAUAGAAAAUCAUUUGCAACAAAAAACACAGAGAUCUUUGGGGGAAAAGGUUGUUUACAGACAACAAAUGCACCGGUGCAACAGGAAAGCAGCUUGGUUUUUUACAGCUUUGAUGAUGACCAAACCAACCUAUGAGCUUACUGUCUUACAUUUGUGCUUAGUGACCAAGAUUUUACUGUUCCAACUGCAGCCAAAAGGCACUUACAAGUAGAAAUAAAAUAAUGACCAAUGGCAGACAUCUUUGAUAGGGACCACCUGCCAAAGGACGAAGCAGUACAAAGUAAACUCAUUAGAUGGAUUCCUUUGCACCACCAUGUGUGGAGUUCAGCAUUCCUCCGAUACGGACAUCCCUUUCAAACACUACACUGCCGAAAUCCGACGGAAACCUCCGCUCAUCCCAGGAGGAUUCUGGGGUGUUGUAUUUUAACCAUAGGUGAACCAGUAAUAACGAUGUUAAAUCAAUCAUGUGGAGUGUCCGCAGAAAAAAAACCAGAACAAUAUGCAAGGGUUUUCCGUUGUUGUGAUGAAUAUCUCACCUUAUUUGACCCACAAAAAUGAGGGAAAAAGUUCAGCCCAUGUCAUUCACCUCGUCAUCAUCUCUUUGUUAUACUUACAGGAAAAAAAAGACAUUUUAUACAUGGGCUUUCACAUCGAUAAUGGGUUGGGGAUUAUCAGGGUUUUGACUUGGGCUGAAAGGUACUUACUCAGACCGAGUUCCUGGUAAAUAAAUAAUUAAUUGUGCUCGUUCAAUGCAUAGAAAUGAUUUGCAUGGUGGCAUGUUUUGAUCAGGAAUCAUGCAUGUAUAAUCAUAGUCCACUUGACACUACUACUCAAACCACAUCAGUGGCUUGACCAUACUUUCGAUACUGUCCACUAGUAAUCAAAUUAAAUAGAUAUAGCUGGGAAAUGAUUGGUCAAUAGCAACAUAUUUAACUACUGGCUAUGACAAGUAUAUUUAUACUUACCCCUCGUAAAGCUUACUUCCUGAUUAACCGGUUCUCACACCAUGCGUCAUGUGUGUAUUUUAAGGUGGCCGAUCAAAGCUAUUCAUUCGUUUGGAUAUACAGUGUGGCAACUGCACAUUCCACCCAUAGAGGUGUUUCACUGCCCUGGACUUGAGAAGUUGGGAGGAAAAUUUGGAGAAACGAUUUAACUCUAAUCAAAUCUUGGGUUCAUAAACCUUGAUUUGUUUUUUUACACCAGCAAUAUAAUUCAACUGCCCCUCAAUGUGCAGCUGAGGCUCUAGUUGGGCCUUCAAUAGAUCUUCAAAAGGUAUAGCCAUAAGGUACAUGCCAUUUUAACCCUUACAAUGCUUUGUCAGACCUCAGUGGGAGGCAAUCUCUUCGAUUUUCCUGGAGGUACUUGUCUUCAUGUCAGCACAUCCUCAUGUUUACCAUUUAAAGGGGUUGUCAGUUGUGUUAGCAUCUUGUUUUGUCUUAAAGAUGUUGAGGAAAGCACUCGAGUAGCCAUUUUUAAUGCAUCCUGUAGAUGUUAAUAGCUUUCUCCUUGUUGAAUGAAAAAGUGACUCAUGAGCAUUUGGUAUAGCUCGGAUUAUACACGUAAAACUGGCCUUACACAGCAGGAAAACAAAGCAGGCGACAGUUUUAGAAUGAAGUGAUGAGUACUUGUGUUGUCUGAUAGCAUGCAGUUUAUGAUGGUGAUACUACAAAUUGGCUUUUUUUACCUAUGUUGCUACCUCUUGAGCAAACUGCCAUCCUUUCUUGCUCUGGGUGCAAUGGAAAUUGAUUCAAUUUGCAACAGUAAUUCUAACGUUUACAGUAAUUUGAGUUUCAUUACCUCUUCUGUUCGGUAGGAAUGAAUGCUUAUUCUGGUGUGGGCUAGCCCAGUAUAAGGUGUUACGGUGGACCACAGACAACAUAAUACAAUGCUGAUAUAAACUGUAGGUAUAGGUUUAUGAAAGAUCAUAGGACAUCUCAAACUGCUGGGUCAGUAGACGUACGCCACCAGAGCCAGAGUGCUGGAGAAAGUACCAGUUUACAAACCCACUUCCUCUACUUCUUAGACCUGUUGGUCUGCUUACUGCCUGAGAUCUCUAAAUCAGCAUGGGUGCUGUGGACUUAUACCAAAUGAAGCCUGGUGAAACACUUAGACUACCAUGUAGUUUCCCCCAACUCCCAUUUUAGUUCAGACGUGAAAUGAAAAAUCACUCUCACUCACUGUAUGACAAGUUAAUGUAUCAUUCAAUGUACAGGAGGGGGCUAUGAUGUACAUGGCACAAUUGCUGAAAAGAAUGAACUUUUUGAGGAAAACUAUAAGCAUUGUAAUAUAUUAUUUUCUUUUAAAUGGCAUGCUUUGUUGUGGGUUUUGUAAAUACAGAAUUUUAAAGAAUUACUGCUAUUACUCUAAUAAUAAAUUAUAACAAUGAUAUAGAAUGGCUUCCAGCUGA